This is a messenger RNA of Lodderomyces elongisporus, 831 nucleotides long. RefSeq names its product ESCRT-I subunit protein (gene VPS28). Gene Ontology annotation, cellular component: ESCRT I complex. Gene Ontology annotation, molecular function: protein-containing complex binding. Gene Ontology annotation, biological process: protein transport to vacuole involved in ubiquitin-dependent protein catabolic process via the multivesicular body sorting pathway. Bases 1 to 831 code for a protein of 276 amino acids. NCBI's taxonomy places the organism in Eukaryota, Fungi, Ascomycota, Pichiomycetes, Serinales, Debaryomycetaceae. The transcript is spliced from 2 exons. The record is from RefSeq and is a predicted model, not a curated record.
AUGUUUAAGUACAACUAUUCUGCAAGAGGAGGCACCAUGUCCACUUAUCAAGAUUAUGCACCCACUUCGCUGACUUCGUUCACUGUUUCAUCAGACUCGGUCAAGUAUAGUCAAGAAAUUAGUAAGUCAACUUUGAUUGAGACUUCGACUCACCAAUCAGUUUAUAAUGCAUUGGCUGAAGUUUGUUCAAUAUUACCUACGCUCGACAUGCUCGAGGUUAGUUUUAUCAAAGAUUUCAUUACUGAAAAAGAGAAAUACACAACAACUACGUACCGACUAAUCAAUCAAUACCAAAUGAUACUUAAGGGGUUCGAUAAUGAUGCAAUCCAAGUGUUGCAAAAGCUUUUACCGGACCUCGAGAAUGAUUUGUCAAAUUUUCUUCCCUUAUUUGUUGACAAGUUCAAUUUGAAUUGCCCGCAAGCUGUGAAAAGACUAAUUAGUGGGGUACCAUCGGUUAUUGACCAAGUAUCACAUAAUUCAGCCGGAGAACAAAACGUAAACCAAAACGGAAACCAGAAUGGUCAAAAUAGCCAGAGUGUGAGCGGAAAUGCCAGACUAAUUGCAGAGAUCACUGGUAAUUUCAUUACAUGUAUGGAUGCCCUAAAACUAAAUUACAGCACACGAGCACAACUUCAUCCUUUACUCAGUGAUUUAGUUGUUAAUUUAAACGAGUUGAGUGAAAACAUACAAUUUGAAGGAAAAUCAAAGUUAAUUAAUUGGCUAAUCAAAAUUAACAACUUGGAAAAGGAGUUAAAUCAAGAGGACUCGGAUGCAUUCCUAAAAGAUUUGGACGUUGCAUACAAAGGUUUUUAUUCAUCAUUGGACAGAUAA